AUGGCAACAACGUUUGGAGCACGCCCCGCCGCCACGGCCGAGCAGCAGCAGCGCCUGCAGCCCUGGGUAGAGAAGUACCGGCCCAAGACGAUUGACGAUGUCUCGUCGCAGGAGAAUACGGUUGCGGUGCUGCGCAAGGCGCUGGCGUCGACCAAUCUUCCGCACAUGCUGUUCUACGGGCCACCGGGGACGGGCAAGACUUCGACCAUCCUCGCGCUCGCGCGGCAGUUGUUUGGCCCUGACCUCUUCCGCUCGCGUGUGCUCGAGCUGAACGCGUCUGACGAGCGCGGUAUCAGCGUCGUGCGUGAGAAGAUCAAGACUUUUGCGCGCGAGACCCCGCGCAACGUCGGCGUCUCGUCCGACGGCAAGGUGUACCCCGCGCCACCGUACAAGCUCAUCAUUCUUGACGAGGCCGACUCGAUGACGCAAGACGCGCAGAGCGCCCUCCGCCGCAUCAUGGAGACGUACUCGCGCAUCACGCGCUUCUGUCUCGUCUGCAACUAUGUCACCCGGAUCAUCGAGCCGCUCGCAUCGCGCUGCUCCAAGUUCCGUUUCCGUCCUCUCGCGGCCGACUCGUCGCAGGCGCGUAUCGAGAUGAUCGCCAACGCCGAGGGCGUGAACGCCGAGCCAGGCGUUCUCGAACUGAUCCUGAAGCUGGCUAACGGCGACCUCCGAAAGGCCAUCACGUACCUCCAGACCGCGCAGCGGCUGCACUCUACAUCCAACCCCCCAACAGCUAUCACCACCAUGUCCGUACACGAGAUCUCGGGCAUCGUGCCGGGGAGCGUGAUCGACCGCCUCGUGCGGUCUAUGGGCAUCGAGCCUGGAGAAGGGAUUAGCCCGUCCGCCGCGUCAGGAUUUGAGGGUGUGCGGAACGCUGUGCGUGGCGUCGGGCGCGAGGGAUGGUCUGCGGGACAGGUGCUGGAGCAGAUCCACGACGCGAUUGUGCCGAUGGAGAGCAUUCCGACGAUGGCCAAGGCGAACGCGGCGAUCGCCAUUGCCGAGUGCGACAAAGCUUUGUGCGAGGGCGGCGACGAGGAGCUGCAGCUGUUCGAGUGCUGUCUGCGGGUCAAGGACGCGAUGGAGAAGGCGUACAAGUAG
Messenger RNA from Cutaneotrichosporon cavernicola, 1101 nucleotides. RefSeq lists its product as uncharacterized. Gene Ontology annotation, molecular function: ATP hydrolysis activity; DNA binding; ATP binding. Gene Ontology annotation, biological process: DNA repair; DNA-templated DNA replication. Lineage: Eukaryota; Fungi; Basidiomycota; Tremellomycetes; Trichosporonales; Trichosporonaceae. The coding region runs from base 1 to 1101 and encodes 366 amino acids. The record is from RefSeq and is a predicted model, not a curated record. The transcript has 6 exons. Gene Ontology annotation, cellular component: DNA replication factor C complex; nucleus.